Pieris brassicae (large cabbage white) is the source of this 2373-nucleotide messenger RNA. RefSeq lists its product as uncharacterized. The coding region runs from base 258 to 1307 and encodes 349 amino acids. The transcript has 4 exons. NCBI's taxonomy places the organism in Eukaryota, Metazoa, Arthropoda, Insecta, Lepidoptera, Pieridae. The record is from RefSeq and is a predicted model, not a curated record.
ACACGCGGUCUACAAACAAUCAGUGAACUAAGUACUUUUGUCUUGAUGUUUUUUGUUGCAGACUAUUGUAUAUUGUUGGGGUAGAGGUGUAUUGUAUGCACCCUGCACCGGUUUGAUUGACAUUAUUCCGGCAGGUAGAGCCGCGGGGGGAAGUUCAGUUAAAUCGCGUCCGUCGCGGCGAGCGCUCGCGUUGCGUGUAAUGGGAAUGCUGGAAAACCAGUCGACAGGAUGGCGGGCUUCGGAUUAAGAUUUGCGCUAUGUUGAAACAUGCUCAGCGGCCGCCGGCGGCAAACGAUGCCGAACAUCGCUACCAAAACAUGCCGCGGCGGCCGCACCAUCACAUCCCCUUGAAUGUUUCCACAUUGGAUUCAUCCAAACACUCUGUUGGAGGAACUUCAGCCAGCGUGAGCCCGGGAGCACAACCACAGAAUACAAACCCACCCGUGCCAGUGGUCGCACCCAUUCCGUUGACUUCUCCACCUAAACUGGCUAAUGGAAACGUGACUGGGUUGCCAUCAAGACAAUCCUCUAGAAGUAGAAGCAAUAGAGCUGCCACGGAGGAAGCCUUAACGUCCCUGGCGUUGUUAUGCCUAGUUAGCUUACUUCUAGCUUUGCUAGCUCUUCUAUUUCUUUUAAAAAUUUCUGCGCCUGCGACGAGCGCGCCCGAGGAAUUCGCGGUGGUGUAUGAAGUGACAUUAGCCCUAUGUGCCUUAACGUUAUCAUUGAACCUCUGCUGUUUGUUGGUUUGUGCUAUUCAGUUCCUGUUUGCGGUGAAGCUGGUGCAUUCCCCGUCCGCGCCGAAUGGCCGGUCUAACAAAUAUUUGCAGAAGUCAGCCAUCACAAGAGUCUGUGCCGUCGGAGGCUUUUUUAUUUCUAUACCCGUAUUUUUAACUGGUAUAAUACUUUACACAUUCAUCCAAUUCCACUCUACACCCGCAAUAGUCACAUCAGUAUUUAUUGGCGUGGGCAUCAUAUUCUGCGGAUGUGCUAUGGUACACAACGUGUUCGUCUGGCAGAAGGAAAAGACCAAUUUGGUGAAAGCAUUUCGUACACAAGAAAUUGCAAUGAAUACAUCAAACGGUGUGGUUAUGAAUGGACAUUUGAAUAACACUGGAGUCGGCAAUGUAAGCUUUCACAGCAUGACCGCGCCGUAUACGCAUCCAAUCACGCUUUUGCAGCAGGGCGGGCCUUAUAUUAUUAGGCCUCCAACAAGUACACCACCCGGUGAAGGUGCGGCAACUCCAGGUGUUCCAGCUGCUACCAUCGAUUUAAGCCACGAUACUCACGAACUUAGCACACUCGUCUAAACUCCACAGACUAUCAUAAUAUGGUGGUUCUAGCAUAGCCAAUCUUAAUACAACUGUCAUAUGAAUUCUGUGAAAAUAUGUGACAGUCAUAGUUUUCUUUACUAUUGUCAACGGUAAAGUUACUACGGAUUAUUAUUGUUCUAAAUUUAAAUAUUUGUACAGACCUUAGUUGAAAUGAUCUAUAGACGCGACGAAAUAUCAUGGCAAACUAAUAAGUCAAUGAAAAUAGAAGUUGACAGGCUUAAAUUUUUUAACUUUUUAACAUUUUUUACGCGGAAAAUAAAACUGAUUGACUUAAAAUUUACUUCAAAACUUUCGAUUAUUUUCUUGUAUAUUUUAAAAGUUAACACCAUUGUUGUAUUUUUGAAAUGUGUGAUUUCCAAAAAUAAUUUUAGAUCGUCUGUACAGGCUCAGGUUGAAAUGUAUGCAUUUCUAUGAAUUUUUAACAGGAAUAAGCUUAUAAAAUAUAAGUAAUCUGUUCAACUUAACCUACAUUUUUGGUCUAUGAAUUAAAUGAAAGUAAAAUUCUGAAAGUUUGUGUGGGAUCUUUGCCUCAAAUCACAGAAAUUUUAACGGCGAUCUUAUCCGACUGUUCAUAAAACGUAUUGAACGAAUUGAACACUUAACUAAAGUCCUCUUUCGUCUCUUUCUGCCAAAUUGUGUUUACGAUGUGAUGAAGGAGAAAGUUUGUAAGAGUGCUGUGGUUAAAGCACGGCAAAUGCACCAUUUGCCCGAUUCAUUUGUAAUGAUUAAAAAACCAUUUCAAGAGAAAAUAGAUCGUUAGAAUGACCGUGAUUCUUACAACCGUUACGGUUAACUGUAUUAUAUCUGUACAUAAUUAUCAAUUAAUUUAAAUUCGCCAUUUAUUUAAGUAAAUCAUUAAGAUAUUUAUAAAUAUUUGAUUUAUGAAUCAGUGCCUUUAGUAACUUGAAUAAAAAAAUAUUUAGGUAUAAAAACACAUGGGUCAUUUUACAUACUGUUAAUCUAUGGUUACAUGUUCUGCGCGAUAAAUGUUUAGCGCGGGCCUUUUCUGUUAACGCUUGUGGAAAAGUUGAGUAUGGCUGAA